AUGAAUGAAGCGAAACCUAGUGAAGAACAUCGAACAACUGUGCCAGCUAAUUGUGCAGCAAUCGAUGCGCAUACGGUGGUGGCUGAUACUGAAAACUCAUUGAAAGGUACAAUUAUUGUGUCAAAUUGUGACAUUCAGUCUCUUACGAAAUCGACAGCUGCAUUGUCUCAAACUUUGGCACAUGCAAUUCAAGCAAAGACUACAAAUGCUAAUUCACAAGUUCAGGUGGAUACUAUCAGACAGCUGUCUGAUGGUACACUUGCUCUCGAUUAUCGAUGUACAGCUGUGUCUGAUACAGAGACAGCAAAAAUGGCAUUAAAUAAUGCUGUUCAAACAGAUGAUUUCAAGAAUGCUAUUGCUGUGACGACAAUUGUUGUUGCAUCUGAAGCAGGCGAAACAAGUCAACAGAAUAGAAACCGGCCUGAUGCACUGCGGCCAGCAUUCAGAGCACCGAAACAAGGUGGAUCUGCAUCGGCUGAAAAUACUCACAAACAUCCAGCAGACAAAGAAGCAAAACAUGGUGAAGGAAAACGGGAUGGAUCCCACGAAAAGCGUCCAGCAGAGAAAGAAGCAAAACAUGUUGAAGCGAAACCGAAUAGAUGCCACAAGAAGCGUCCAGUAGAGAAAGAAGCAAAACAUGGUGAGGGAAAACGGGAUGGAUCCCACAAAAAGCGUCCAGCAGACAAAGAACCAAAAGAUGGUGAAGUUACGUUUGUUGUGGGUGGUCCCAAUGGUGAAUCGACGAAGGCUGCCACGCCAACUGGAGCUGGAACCAAUGCUGCCACACCUACUGGAGCUACAACGAAGUCUGGAUCAGGUGGAAGUGCUGUAAAAUCAUCUGGUGAGUUGCGUGAACAUAGUUAG
Messenger RNA from Rotaria socialis, 864 nucleotides. NCBI's taxonomy places the organism in Eukaryota, Metazoa, Rotifera, Eurotatoria, Philodinida, Philodinidae. The record is from the annotation of a GenBank genome assembly.